AUGGACGUGGACAUGGACGUGGACCUGGACGUGGACGUGGACAUGGACGUGGACGUGGACAUGGACAUGGACGUGGACAUGGACGUGGACGUGGACGUGGACAUGGACGUGGACGUGGACGUGGACAUGGACGUGGACGUGGACGUGGACGUGGACAUGGACGUGGACGUGGACAUGGACGUGGACGUGGACGUGGACGUGGACUUGGACGUGGACGUGGACAUGGACGUAGACGUGGACGUAGACGUGGACAUGGACGUGGACGUGGACGUGGACAUGGACGUGGACAUGGACGUGGACAUGGACGUGGACGUGGACAUGGACGUGGACGUGGACAUGGACAUGGACGUGGACAUGGACGUGGACGUGGACGUGGACGUGGACAUGGACGUGGACGUGGACGUGGACGUGGACAUGGACGUGGACGUGGACGUGGACAUGGACGUGGACGUAGACAUGGACGUGGACGUGGACAUGGACGUGGACAUGGACGUGGACAUGGACGAGGACGUGGACGUGGACAUGGACGUGGACGUGGACGUGGACGUGGAGGUGGACGUGGAGGUGGACGUGGACGUGGACAUGGACGAGGACGUGGACGUGGACGUGGACGUGGACGUGGACGUAGAAAUGGAGGUGGACAUGGACGUGGACCUGGACGUGGACGUGGACGUGGACGUGGACGUGGACGUGGACGUGGUCGUAGACGUGGUCGUGGACGUGGACGUGGACGUGGACGUGGACCUGGACGUUGAUGUGGACGUGGACGUGGACGUAGAAAUGGAGGUGGACGUGGACGUGGACCUGGACGUUGACGUGGACGUGGACCUGGACGUUGAUGUGCGCGUGGACGUGGACGUGGACGUAAUGGACGUGGACGUGGACGUGGACGCGGACGUGGACGUGGACGUGGACGUGGACGUGGACGCGGACGCGGACGUGGACGUGGACGUGGACGUGGACGUGGACGUGGACGUGGACGUGGACGUGGACGUGGACGUGGAGGACGUGGACGUAGACGCGGACCUGGACGUGGACGUGGACGCGGACGUGGACGCGGACGCGGACGUGGACGCGGACGCGGACGUGGACGCGGACGUGGACGUGGACGUGGACGUGGACGUGGACGUGGACGUGGACGUGGACGUGGACGUGGAGGUGGACGUGGACGUGGACGUGGAAGUGGACGUGGACGUGGACGUGGACCUGGACGUGGACCUGGACGUGGAACUUGACGUGGACGUGGACGUGGACCAGGACGUGGAAGUGGACGUGGACAUGGACGUGGACCUGGACGUGGACCUGGACGUGGACAUGGACGUGGACGUGGACGUGGACAUGGACGUGGACGUGGACGUGGACGUGGACGUAGACAUGGACGUGGACGUGGACGUGCACAUGGACAUGGACGUGGACGUGGACGUCGACAUGGACGUGGACAUGGACAUGGACAUGGACCUGGAGGUGGACGUGGACGUGGACAUGGACGUAGAAAUGGACGUGGACGUGGACGUGGACGUGGACAUGGACGUAGAAAUGGACGUGGACGUGGACGUGGACAUGGACGUGGACGUGGACGUAGACAUGGACGUAGAAAUGGACGUUGACGUGGACGUGGACGUGGACGUGGACGUGGACGUGGACGUAGAAAUGGAGGUGGACGUGGACGUGGACCUGGACGUUGACGUGGACGUGGACCUGGACGUUGACGUGCGCGUGGACGUGGACGUGGACGUGGAGGACGUGGACGUGGAGGUGGACGUGGACGUGGACGUGGACGUGGACGUGGACGAGGACGAGGACGUGGACGUGGACGUGGAUGGACGUGGACGUGGAUACGUGGACGUGGACGUGGACGUGGACGUGGACGAGGAGGAGGACGUGGACGUGGACGUGGACGUGGACGUGGACGUGGACGUGGACGUAGAAAUGGAGGUGGACGUGGACGUGGACCUGGACGUUGACGUGGACGUGGACCUGGACGUUGACGUGCGCGUGGACGUGGACGUGGACGUGGAGGACGUGGACGUGGACGUGGACAUGGACGUGGAUGUGGAGGACAUGGACGUGGACGUGGACGUGGACGUAGAAAUGGACGUGGACGUGGACGUGGACGUUGACGCGGACGUGGACGUGGACGUGGACGUCGACGUGGACGUGGACCUGGACGUUGACGUGGAUCUGGACGAGGACGUGGACGUGGACGUGGAGGACAUGGACGUGGACGUGGACGUGGACGUAGAAAUGGACGUGGACGUGGACGUGGACGUGGACGUGGACCUGGACCUGGACGUUGACGUGCACGUGGACGUGGACAUGGACGUGGACGUGGAGGACAUGGACGUGGACGUGGACGUGGACGUUGACGUGGACGUGGACGUGGACGUGGACAUGGACGUGGACGUGGACGUGGACGUGGACGUGGACGUGGACAUGGACGUGGACAUGGACGUGGACGUGGACGUGGACGUGGAUAUGGACGUGCACGUGGACGUGGACCUGGACGUGGACGUGCACGUGGAGGUGGACAAGGACGUGGACGUGGACGUGGACCUGGACGUUGACGUGCACGUGGACGUGGACGUUGACGUGGACGUGGACGUGGAGGACAUGGACGUGGACGUGGACGUGGACGUGGACGAGGACGAGGACGUGGACGUGGACGUGGACGUGGACGUGGACGUGGACGAGGACGUGGACGAGGACGUGGACGUGGACGUGCACGUGGACGUGGACGUGGAUGUGGACGUGGAGGACAUGGACGUGGACGUGGACGUGGACGUUGACGUGGACGUGGACGUGGACGUGGACAUGGACGUGGACGUGGACGUGGACGUGGACGUGGACGUGGACAUGGACGUGGACCUGGACGUGGACGUGGACGUGGACGUGGACGUGGACGUGGACCUGGACCUGGACCUGGACGUUGACGUGCACGUGGACGUGGACGUGGACGUGGACGUGGACGUGGACGUGGAGGACAUGGACGUGGACGUGGACGUGGACGUUGACGUGGACGUGGACGUCGACGUGGACGAGGAGGAGGACAAGGACGUGGACGUGGACGUGGACGUGGACGUGGACGUGGACGUGGACAUGGACGUACACGUGAACGUGGACGUGGACGUGGACAUGGACGUGGACGUGGACGUGGACAUGGUCGUGGACGUGGACGUGGACGUGGACGUGGACGUGGACGUGGACGUGGACGUGGACGUGGACAUGGACGUGGAGGUGGACGUGGAGGUGGACGUGGACGUGGUCAUGGACGUGGACGUGGACGUGGACGUGGACGUGGACGUGGACCUGGACGUGGACGUGGACGUGGACAUGGACGUGGACGUGGACAUGGACGUGGACGUGGACAUGGUCGUGGACAUGGACAUGGUCGUGGACGUGGACGUAGACAUGGACAUGGUCGUGGACAUGGACAUGGACGUGGACAUGGACAUGGUCGUGGACAUGGACAUGGUCGUGGACGUGGACGUGGACAUGGACAUGGUCGUGGACAUGGACAUGGUCGUGGACAUAGACAUGGACGUGGACAUGGACGUGGACAUGGACAUGGUCGUGGACGUGGACGUGGACGUGGACAUGGACGUUGACGUGGACAUGGACGUGGUCAUGGACGUGGACGUGGACGUGGACAUAGACGUGGACGUGGACGUGGACAUAGAUGUGGACGUGGACAUAGAUGUGGUCGUGGUCGUGGACGUGGACGUGGACGUGGUCAUGGACGUGGAUAUGGACGUGGACGUGGAGGACGUGGACGUGGAGGACGUGGAGGACGUGGACGUGGAGGACGUGGACGUGGACGUGGAGGACGUGGACGUGGACGUGGACGUAGACAUGGUUGUGGACGUGGACGUUGACGUGGACGUGGACGUGGACGUGGUCGUGGACGUGGAGGACUUGGACGUUGACAUGGACGUGGACGUGGACGUGGACAUGGACAUGGUCGUGGACGUGGACGUGGACGUGGACAUGGACGUGGACGUGGACGUGGACGUGGAAGUGGACGUGGACGUGGACAUGGAUGUGGACGUGGACGUGGACGUGGACGUGGACGUCGACGUGGAGCUUGCGUGGUCGAGGAGCGUGCCUGGUCCAUGGGCUUGCGUGAUCCAGGAGCUUGCCUGGUCCAGGAGCUUGCUUGGUCCAGAAGCUUGCCUGGUCCAGGAGCUUGCCUUGUCUAGGAGCUUGCCUGGUCCAGGAGCUUGCCUCGUCCAAGAGCUUGCGUGGUCGAGGAGCUUACCUGGUCCAGGAGCUUGCCUCGUCGAAGAGCUUGCCUUAUCAAGGAGCUUGCCUGGUCCAAGAGCUUUCCUGGUCCAGGAGCGUGCCUGA
Closterium sp. NIES-65 is the source of this 4344-nucleotide messenger RNA. The record is from the annotation of a GenBank genome assembly. Lineage: Eukaryota; Viridiplantae; Streptophyta; Zygnematophyceae; Desmidiales; Closteriaceae.